ACGAUCAGAAAUAGCUUUUCAAUUCUUCUUCCUUCGUUAGCGUUAGGGUUUUUCAGAACCCAAAGUCCGCAACAUAUGGAAGAGGGAAGUUGCGAGACCGAGACGGAGAAAAUCCGCAACAUAUGUAUCAUGGCGCACGUCGACCACGGCAAGACGACCCUCGCCGACCACCUAAUAGCGGCGGCGGGAGGCGGCGUCAUCCACCCGAAGCUAGCGGGUCGGGUCCGAUUCAUGGACUACCUCGACGAGGAACAACGUAGAGCUAUCACAAUGAAGAGCUCCUCCAUCGUCCUACGCUACAACCACCACUCCGUCAACCUCAUCGACUCCCCCGGCCACAUCGACUUCUGCAGCGAGGUCUCCACCGCCGCGCGCCUCAGCGACGGCGCUCUCCUCCUCGUCGAUGCCGUCGAAGGCGUUCACAUCCAAACCCACGCCGUUCUCCGCCAGUGCUGGAUCGAACGCCUCACACCUUGCCUGGUCCUCAACAAGAUCGACCGCUUAAUCACCGAGUUGAAACUCACUCCCUCCGAAGCCUACGCGCGCCUCUUGCGAAUCGUACACGAGGUUAACGGCAUCGUCAGCGCGUACAAAUCGGAGAAAUAUUUGUCCGACGUGGAUUCUCUCCUCGCCGGCGCAGAUUCCGGCGACGGCGAAGGUUUAGAGGACUACGAUGAUAAUGAGGAUGUGUUUCAGCCGCAGAAGGGGAACGUGGUUUUUGCUUGUGCUUUGGAUGGUUGGGGGUUUGGGAUUGGUGAGUUUGCCAAGUUAUAUGCGUCUAAGCUUGGGGCAAGUGUGAACGCGUUGUUGAGAGCGAUGUGGGGUCCGAGGUAUUUUAACCCUAGGACGAAGAUGAUUGUUGGGAAGAAAGGGAUUGGAGCCAAGGGUAAGCCUAUGUUUGUUCAGUUUGUGUUGGAGCCGUUGUGGCAGGUUUAUCAGGGUGCUUUGGAAGGGGAUAGAGUGUUGCUUGAGAAGGUUAUUAGGUCGUUUAGUUUGUCCGUGCCGGCAAGGGACCUGCAGAAUAAGGAUCCCAAGGUGGUGCUUCAGGCGGUUAUGAGCCGCUGGCUUCCCCUUUCGGAUACCAUUUUGGGAAUGGUUGUUAGGUGCAUGCCGGACCCUGCUGCGGCGCAGCUGUAUAGGAUAUCAAGGCUGGUUCCGAGGCGGGAGGUUGAGGAUGGGGUUGAUCGCGGCGUGGUGGAAGAGGCGGAGAUGGUGAGAAAGGCGGUGGAGGGGUGUGAUUGCAGGGAUGAGGUUCCUUGUGUGGCUUUUGUUUCCAAGAUGUUUGCUGUCCCAGUUAAGAUGCUUCCUCCCCAAAGGGGGGAGGCUGCUAACAGUUUUGUUAAUGAAGAAGAGGGAGAAUCGGACGAGUGUUUUUUGGCAUUUGCUAGGAUAUUUAGCGGGGUUUUUUAUGCUGGGCAGAGAGUUUUCGUGCUUUCUGCGUUGUAUGAUCCGUUAAAAGGGGAAUCGAUGCAGAAGCAUAUACAGGAGGCUGAAUUGAGAUCGCUGUAUCUAAUGAUGGGCCAAGGGUUGAAAGUGGUGACAUCUGCCAAGGCAGGAAAUAUUGUUGCUAUCCGAGGCCUAGGCCAGCAUAUAUUGAAAAGUGCUACCGUCUCUUCUACUAGGAACUGUUGGCCAUUUUCAAGUAUGGCAUUCCAGGUUGCCCCAACUUUGAGAGUUGCAAUUGAGCCGUCUGACCCCGCAGAUGUGGGUGCACUGCACAAAGGCUUGACGCUUCUGAAUCGAGCGGAUCCAUUUGUUGAGGUCAUGGUUUCUGCAAGAGGCGAGCAUGUUCUUGCUGCUGCUGGAGAAGUUCAUCUUGAGAGAUGCAUAAAGGAUUUAAAGGAGAGAUUUGCAAAAGUAAGCUUGGAGGUCUCUCCACCUCUCGUGUCCUACAAAGAGACCAUUGACGGAGACAUAUCCAACGUGCUGGAAAAUUUGAAAGUUCUAAGUAGCAGGUCAGAUUAUGUUGAAAAAACAACACCCAAUGGAAGGUGUGUUGUUCGAGUACGGGUUAUGAAACUUCUACCUUCACUUACCAAGGUGCUCGAUGAAAGCUCUGAUUUACUUGGAGAUAUAAUUGGAAUAAAGUUGGGGCAGACAGUUAAAAACAUGGAAACCCAGAGACCUGGCAUUCUUGAAAAUGAUAAUCCAGCUGAAGUGCUGAAAAAACGCAUUUUGGAUGCUGUGGAGGGUGACAUUUUGAGCUGGAAUGAGAAUGACAAGGACCAUGGUGAAAAAUAUAAAUUGAAGUGGCUAAAGAUUUUGAGGAGGAUAUGGGCACUUGGACCAAGGCAUACCGGUCCUAACCUUCUCCUUACUCCUGAUGUUAAAGCAGAAAGCACUGAUAGUUCUGUCUUAAUACGCGGUUGUUCUCGUUUAUCUGAAAGGUUGGGCUUUGUGACCGAUUCUAGUAUCAGCGACUCAGUUGUGGAGACAUCUUCAGACAAGGGCCAAGCUUUGUACAUGGAUGCUGAGCGCCUUGGGAAUAAUGUUAUAUCUGGGUUCCAAAUGGCCACUUCAGCUGGACCCUUGUGUGAUGAACCUAUGUGGGGUUUGGCAUUUGUCAUUGAGGCACGCAUAUCUCCGUUUUCAGGUCAGAGUGAUGAAUCUGAAACACACCAACAAUCCGAGCAGUAUGGCAGCUUUGCAGGGCAUGUAAUUGCAAAUACUGUCAGAGAUGCUUGUAGAGCAGCUGUACUUCAAAAUAAGCCACGACUUGUCGAAGCCAUGUACUUUUGUGAGUUGAAUACCCCUACUGAAUAUUUGGGUCCGAUGUAUGCUGUACUUGCCCGAAGACGGGCCCGAGUUUUGAAGGAAGAGAUGCAAGAAGGUUCCCCUUUCUUCACUGUGCAUGCGUAUGUUCCUGUUUCUGAGAGCUUUGGUUUUGCCGAUGAGCUUAGAAGGUGGACUUCUGGUGCCGCAAGUGCACUUCUCGUCCUUAGCCACUGGGAAGCACUUCCUGAGGAUCCUUUUUUUAUACCUAAAACAGAAGAGGAAAUUGAAGAGUUUGGAGAUGGUUCUAGUGUUCUUCCAAACAUAGCAAGAAAGUUAAUGGAUGCAGUCAGACGGCGUAAGGGCCUUCCUGUGGAGGAAAAGGUGGUGCAGCAUGGAACCAAGCAGAGGACCCUGGCCCGAAAAGUCUGAUUCUUUUCACAUGAAAUUUUUGAACGUACCUUUGCUGAUUUUAGGAAAUGUUCUGUAAGCUCUCACAAUCUUGCAAUCAAGGUCUGCCUGCACCUUGGAUUGUUAACUUUAUGAUGAUUCAUGCUUGUUCAAGUCCUGGGCUUUUCACUAUCCAAUUCACAGGAAAGUAGAUUUCAAAGGCAGCUUGUUAGAGCAGAAAAUAGGCACUCCUUUUAAACGGCCUCUCUUACUCUCUUCCUCUAACAAUGAUAGAUAAAACUAAAAAAAAUAAAGAUUUUCAUGUUUCAUUAUCGUUAUGUCGUUAGAUGCAUGUUGAUGCUUCUAGUGUUGUUGAGUGCAAGAAGUGCAGAAUGAAGUGCAGAAUACAUCGGCUUCUCUUGCAGUCAUCCUGAAGACAAGGUAAGAGAUGGCCCCGCCUACAGUGUCAAGACUUGUUCUGAUGCAUUUACCAUUGUACAAAUUACUGCCAUGAAUUCAUCAUAAGGUAUGCCAAAUGGCACCAAAGUGACAGAAUUCGAACCAGAGUAUUAUAACACAGUAUAUCAGUAAUGGGUGCAAAAGUGCGUCAUGGGAGUUAAAAUUUAUAUGCUAGUGGCACUGAGAGUUAAAGUUGAUAUGAUUUUGGCACUGUGUUCAUAUGUAGUUGGGGUGGGAUGUGAGUUAGAUUUUAUAUGUAAACUGUCAUUGUGGGUAAACAGGAUGAGUUAAGAGUUAUACCAUUGCAAAAUGUAAACUGCCAUUCUAUUAAUAAUAUUGUUUCAAAGCAUUUGUUGGUGAAUGAUAUUUAUAUUUG
Abrus precatorius (Indian licorice) is the source of this 3937-nucleotide messenger RNA. Its product is annotated as elongation factor-like GTPase 1. The transcript is spliced from 4 exons. The record is from RefSeq and is a predicted model, not a curated record. Gene Ontology annotation, molecular function: GTP binding; GTPase activity; ribosome binding. Gene Ontology annotation, cellular component: ribonucleoprotein complex; cytosol. Gene Ontology annotation, biological process: cytosolic ribosome assembly. NCBI's taxonomy places the organism in Eukaryota, Viridiplantae, Streptophyta, Magnoliopsida, Fabales, Fabaceae. The coding region runs from base 76 to 3144 and encodes 1022 amino acids.